AAAGAGCUGAUACCUAGAAAGAUCUUAUCAGAGUUUUUGAUGCACAUAAACAUGAGGACCACCUGUAAUUUUAUUUCUUUGACGGUAAAGCAUUCCCUGCCACUCCAACAAGUCCUUUGCGGAACGAAGUUUAAUCCUAACUAAACAAACCAUUAAAGUUUAUCUUUGCAAAGAAUCCUUGAUAGAGAGGCCUCUGUAUCUGUGUUUCCUAUUUCAGACAUUUCUUCUUGUGAUGGGUGUGGUGGGCGUGAUGGUGGUGGUGAUUCCUUGGACUGUGAUACCCCUGAUUCCACUUGGCAUCAUCUUCUUUGUUCUUCGGAGAUAUUUCUUAGAGACAUCACGAGAUGUGAAACGCCUGGAAUGCGCAACUCGGAGCCCGGUCUUUUCCCACUUAGCAUCUUCUCUCCAGGGACGCUGGACCAUCCGGGCGUUCAAAGCCCAACAGAGGUUUCAGGAGCUGUUUGACGCUCACCAGGAUUUGCACUCAGAGGCCUGGUUCUUGUUUCUGACCACGUCCCGAUGGUUCGCCCUGUGCCUGGAUGCCAUCUGUGCCGUCUUUGUCAUUGGUGUUGCCUUUGGGUCCCUGUUUCUGGCAGAAACUUUGAAUGUCGGGCAGGUGGGCCUGGUGCUGUCUCUCGCCCUCACGUUCAUGGUGAUGGUCCCGCGGUGCGUCAGGCAAAGUGCCGAAGCCGAGACUAUGAUGAUUUCAGUAGAAAGAGUGACUGAAUAUACAGACCUUGAGAAAGAAGCACUCUGGAGAUACAGGUAUCGUCCACCGCCAUCCGGGCAUCAUGAAGGAUUGAUUAUCCUUCAUCACGUGAGCUUCGGGUACAGCUCAGACGGGCCUCUGGUACUGAAGGACCUGAUAUCAUCGAUUCCCCGAAGAAGCAAGGUUGGCAUUGUGGGAAGAACAGGAGCCGGAAAAAGUUCUCUCGUCUCGGCCCUUUUCAGAUUGUCGGAACCCAAUGGUAUAAUUCGGAUUGAUGGGAUCUGGACACACAACAUUGGACUUCACGAUUUAAGGAAGAACAUGUCAGUCGUACCUCAGGAACCUGUUUUAUUCACUGGAACAAUGAGGAAAAAUCUGGAUCCCUUACAUAAGUAUACGGAUGAGGAACUGUGGAAUGCCUUAGAAGAGGUUCAGCUUAAAGAAGCCGUUGAAAGUCUCCCUGGGAGACUGAAUACUGAAUUAGCAGAAUCUGGAUCGAACUUGAGUGCUGGACAGAGACAACUGGUGUCCUUUGCCAGGGCUAUUCUCAGGAAAAAUCAGAUAUUGAUUAUUGACAAAGCCACAUCCAAUGUAGAUCCCAGAACCGAUGAGGUAAUUAAGAAGAAAGUCCGUGAGAAAUUUGCCCAGUGCACUGUGGUAACCAUCACAAACAGGUUGAGCACCAUUAUUGACAGCGAACAGGUGAUGGUAAGAGCCUCGUCUGUGGAAUUUCAGUUGUUUCCGUUUAUGUUCAAUUUUUUAACUCAUCCUUCCUUGUAAACCUUGAUAGAAACCUCCAAAUAAUUUAAUUUUCUCUUAAUUUCUCCUCUGAUUCCUGAUGUUAACUCAGGUACUUAACUCUGCUUUCUGAAGGUGCUUUUGAAUAAUUUCAUAUUAAAAAUUUAUUUGCAUUGUCAUUUUUGAAAGAUGGUUAACCAUGAAAAUAUUCAAAAUCCAUGUUUGGCUUCAUAUUUCAGAUGGUGGGACAUAGUCACUGUCACUGUGUCACAGCUGUUUCAGCUUUUUUGGAUGUCCUUGAUCCAGAAAAUUCGCCUCUCAUUUAGACUGCCCUGAGGAGGUUGGCUAGGGUUCCAGAAUUUCUCAGAACCUCUGUUGCUGUCAGAGGGGGGUCCAUGAGAAGAAAUGGCCUAGUGAGAAAAAUAAAGUAGUUCAACAGAAGGGAUUUAAUAUAGGAAAUUUGUUACAUAGGAAUUUGAGGGAUAGAAAAAUGAAAGGAAACACUGGGAUAAGAAUUUUAGGAACCAACUCCCAUGUCCUAGGACAGACGUCCAGACCUAAGAACCGAGAGGAGAGGCUCUAAAGAGUCAGCACUCAAUCCUCCAAGUCACCGUCCAGCUGCUGGUCAUGUCUGUGAGGGAGCCCGAGGAGGCAGGUUCUCCAUGUGCUGAGAGAGCUGGGAGCUGGGAGCAGUCAUCACUGCUGAGGUGAUGCUGCAGGAGGAGCAGAGACCAGGUAGACCAUUAGCUCUGAGUCCCACCGUCAGUCUCCCUCUUGUGCCCCCUAAUGGCAGAACCUCCCAAAGGGGAGCAGGUCACAGAGCCUCUGAAAUGAGAUUUGAGAGACCCAGCCUCUGCAUCACAGGUGAGAGGGUAGAAAGAAGGGAGAUGGGGAGCUGAGGGCCUGUAGAGAAACACCCAGCAAGUGUCUUACACAGCAGAUCUGGACUCUGCACACACAGCAGGCUCCAGGCUUGGUCUGUGGGUGUCUGUCUAGUGUCUUUCUUCCUGUUGUGAUUGGCGCUUUGUUCUUUAGUGAUUUAACAUUUCCUUCCUUAGCUCUAUUUCCUUCCUUCCUCCCUUUAUUCCUUUACUCUUUCUUUUUUAAUCUUCUCUCUUUCUUUGUUCUUUCCCUCUGUUUUUGCUGAGUUUCAAUAUAUGUUAGGGUGUGGCUUUAUAAAAUGAUAAGGAAAUCAUCCCUGAAAGGAAAAACCUUUGGCUGCAUAUAAUCCCACAGGAAUGCAAAGUAUUUUAAGGUUAACCCCUAGCCUGUGACAAUGAGUUGAUUUCAGUGAUCUUAUUAAUGCUAAGUAACCACUGUCAGGAGACACCACAGGAUCCAGUGAUGCUUGCAGGAGACUCCGAUGAUGGCUACCAUUUUUUAGCAAUAAAUUAUUUUUACGUUAAAGUCUACACAUUGUUUUUUUAAGAAACAAUGCUAGUGCACACUUGAUAGGCUACGGUAGAGUGUAAACAUAACUUCUCUGUGCCCUGGGACACCAGAGAAUCAUGUGACUCACUUUAUUACGAUGGUCCCUUCAUUGUGGUGUUCUGGAACUGAACCUGCAAUGUCUCCGAGCGAUGCCUGUACCUGUUUCCUUUCCAGAAAGCAGGUGAUUGUCUGUUCUGAAAGGUUUAAGGACAUAAAGACAAGUCCAUCAGCUGCAAAGCUUAAUGCUUCAGAGGGCAGGCAGCCAGCCUCUGGGUUGGGAGAGUGACUGGGGAGUGAUGGACACUGAUGAAGGGCAUAACCAUCAGUGCUGUCACCUUAAAGUCCAGUCACUGCAAGUGCUUAAGCUGUAAUUAUUAGAUUUUGCUGCACUGGUGACUAUUCUGCUGAAAGAUGGGUGAUGUGCUUUUGUUUACUAUAAGUCAGUCAAACAGAAGUCUGGCUGGUAAACAACAGUGACCUGGUAGGUAGCUUUAUGUGUUGGCUCUCCAAAGGGAUUCAUUCAGUUUUGCUUCAUGACACACCAUGAGUGGGUGAGACUUAGAAUUCUGUUCUACAAAGAUGUUCUCUCAAUUUCAACUUUAUUAAACAUGGUGUAGUCAUAAUGACACAUAAUUUAAUCUUCCUUAUUUACCCCGUUAUCACUAAACAGGAGAACAAGACAAAUUAGAAAUCCUCUCUUUCCUAAGAGUUACCACUGUCCCCGCAUUGAAGGCUGCUUCUUGUGGUUUUUAGGACCACCUGGUCGCUUGUGGCCUGUUCUCUCUUCAGCCGGUGGCACAGCUUUCCUCCAAUCCCUGCACACUCCUGUCUUCAUAAGCACCCCCCACACCCCCAGAUUCUCCCUGGUAGUGUGAGCACAGGAAGCAGGUAAAAAUCUGCUGUUGCUCCAACUCUGGUGUUGCCUGUGUUCAGCAUUUUCACCACCAGCAGUUCGAGGAUUCUUUGGAAACGAAGGACCCGAACCAGGGCCAGGAAGCUCUUCUGUCCACAGGCAGUCUUGUGGUUUUAUGUCCUUUUCCUUCUUCCUCAAUGCAAGCCUCUUCUUGGAAGUUUUUCCCAGUGAAAUGAAAACCAGAAACUGUUGUAACAUAACCACCUGAAAAGCACAACAAUGGCCCACACCUAACUAGAGUGUUACUGAAAUUCUAUAUUUCACCUUCAUGGAAUGUUUCUUUCAUAAGCCUACAUGGCCGCAGUUAAAACAUUUCAAGGAGAAAAGCUCUUUCAAAGACAUACUAAAAGGAGGAGUUCCCAUCAUGGCGUAGUGGUUAAGGAAUCUGACUAGUAACCAUGAGGAUGUGGGUUCGAUCCCUGGCCUUGCCCAGUAGGUUAAGGAUCUGG
This is a messenger RNA of Sus scrofa (pig), 4240 nucleotides long. Lineage: Eukaryota; Metazoa; Chordata; Mammalia; Artiodactyla; Suidae. The record is from RefSeq and is a predicted model, not a curated record.